AUGCGUCGUACAGAGAGUGGCGAGUCUCUCGCCUCCCUCGCAUCGAAUGUCAGCCGGAUAGGCGAUUAUGGGGUUGGUGAACGAGUCGAGAUCGAGGGACGAGUCGGCACCAUCGCCUUCAUCGGACAGACACAGUUUGCUGCCGGCGAAUGGAUCGGAUUAGUGCUGGACGAGGCUACAGGGAAGAACGACGGCUCAUUGAAUGGCAUCCGCUAUUUUGAGUGCGAACCACAAUUUGGGCUUUUCUGUAAAGCUGGCAAAUUGAAGAGGAUUGUUUCGACGCCAUCUGCACCUAUUAGCCCAUAUGCUGCGCAAUUUGGAUUCGAUGUCGGUGACCGUGUGCAAGUUUCCGGCGGGAAAAUGGGGCUGUUGCGAUUCCUUGAUGUCACACAAUUCGCCAAGGAUAUUUGGGCCGGUGUUGAACUUGAGCAACCAAAUGGGAAAAACGACGGAUCGGUGCAAGGCAUCCGCUACUUUCAGUGCAAGCCCUUGUACGGAAUAUUCGCGCCGGCCGCCAAGACGGAAUUGGUCGACUCGAAGCUAUUGAAGAGCCGGCAUAACAAGUCAUCAUUGUUACGAUAUCAGCAAAAACGUGCAGGCGGUAGCAACGAAUCCCUCAACAGCAUCGGUGCCAGUAGCCUGGCUAGCGGUCGGAUCGGAGUCGCACGACGGGGUUUAAGCCAACAGAGAGUAGUCGAGCCCGCAGGCGGAGCCCUCAUUUCACUACGGAAAGAUCUUCAAGAAAAGGAACAACACCUCGAACAGCUGAUGAAGGAAAAAGACAUGGAUUUGCAAGAAAUUACGAAAGCCGAGAAUCAGAUCAAAGAAAAGAACGAGAAAAUCUCCGAGCUGGAGUUCCGUUUUGUGGAGAUGGAGAUUAGUCUACAAGAUGUCACUGAAAAGCUGGCUAAAGUUCAAGGGGAGCUGGAUGUGACCAAGGCCAACAAGUCAGAGCAGGUUACGCGCGUAGAUAUCGCUCCGACGCAAACGGCUCCGGAAACUAACGCCGACUUGGACCAGAAGCUCGCCGAACAUGUCGUUGCAAUGAAAUCUCUACAAUCCGAGAUAACUUCGUUGAACCAGCGCCUGGAAGCAGCUGACCAAGAGAAGGCAAAGCUGGCUGUCUGCAUGGAAGAGGCCCAACAAACCAUUUCGCGACUCGAGGCUGAGAAGCUUGAGGAAUCGGCGCGGUUACAAAAGCAACUGACAGACUUGCAGGCUGCUAAAGAAUCAUCAGCUUGGGUGGCCGAUUCCGCUACACAGGAGAAAACGAAGCUAUCAAACGAGCUGCUGGCAGCUCUAGAUGCGCUUAAAGAGCUACAGGCUGCUCGUGAGAAAGAUGGACUGGAGUCGCAAUCUCUACUUGCCGCUUCGACGGCUUCAUUGGAAGCGGAAGCUGCUCAACGCCUUCAACUUGACGGCGAAUUGAAGAAAGUGUCGAUGUCACUGAAGGAGGCCGAGGAGAAAUGUGCAAAGAUCGAAGCUGAGAAGGCGGGAGCUCUGGAGAAGCUGGAAAAGUCGCUCCGAGAAAUCGAAACGUCAAAAUUCUCAACUUCCGAUGUGAUUGCCGCCUUGAACAAGGACAAGGAUGAGUUGGUCGCGUCACUGAAGGAGGCCGAGGAUAAAUAUGCCAAGGUCGAAGCUGAGAAGGCGGGCGCUCUGGAGAAGCUGGAAAAGUCGCUGCGAGAAAUCGAAACGUCAAAAUUGUCAACUUCCGACGUGGUUUCCGCUUUCAACAAGGACAAGGACGAGCUCAAUGGAGAGUUGCUAGCUGCCAAAAAGCAACUGGAAGAGCUAAAGAACGCUUCGGAGAAGGAAAUGGAGACGUUGCGCAAUGAAUUGGCAACGGCGAAGGCGUCCGCAGAUUCUGGAGCUAUCGAGCGCCAAGCCGUUGGCGAUGACCUCAGGCGGACCCAGGAAGCUCGCGAGCGACUCGUUGAACGUGUCUCGCAGCUUGACGCCGAAAACAAGGACCUCGCCACCAAGUUGGAUGAACAUGCCGUUAUAAUGAAAUCUCUACAAUCUGAGAUUACUUUGUUGAACCAGCGCUCGGUUGCAGCUGAUCAAGAGAAGGCAAAGCUAUCUGCCUGCUUUGAAGAGGCCCAACAAAACAUUUCCCGGCUCGAAUCUGAGAAGCUGGCUGAGUCGAUGCGGCUACAAAAGCAACUGAUAGACUUACAGGCGGCUGGCCAAUCGUCAGCUGGGGUAGCGGAUGCCGCUACUCAGGAGAAAACGAGGCUAUCAAACGAGCUACUGACCGCCCUGAAUGCGCUGAAAGAACUACAGGCUGCUCGUGAGAAAGAUGGGCUGGAGUCGCAAUCUCAACUUUCCGCUGCCAAAGCUUCAUUGGAGGCGGAAGCUGCUCAGCGCCUUCAACUUGACGGUGAAUUGAAGAAGUUGACGACGUCACUGAAGGAGGCCGAAGAGAAAUAUACCAACAUCGCAGCUGAGAGGCUGGCUGAGUCGACCCGGCUACAAAAGCAAUUGGCAGACUUGCAGGCGGCUGGUCAAUCCUCAGCUGAGGUGGCCGAUUCCGCUACACAGGAGAAAACGAAGCUAUCGAACGAGCUACUGGCAGCCCUAAAUGCGCUGAAAGAACUGCAGGCUGCUCAUGAGAAGGAUGGGCUGGAAUCGCAAUCUCAACUUGCCGCUGCCAAGGCUUCAUUGGAGGCCGAAGUUGCUCAACGCCUUCAACUUGACGGCGAACUGAAGAAGUUGGCGUCGUCGCUGAAAGAGGCCGAGGAGAAAUGUGCCAAGAUUGAAGCUGAGAAGGCGGGCGCUCUGGAGAAGCUGGAAAAGUCGCUGCGAGAAAUCGAAACGUCAAAAUUGUCAACUUCUGAUGCGGUUGCCGCCUUGAACAAGUCCAAGGACGAGCUCAAUGGAGAGUUGCUAGCUGCCAAAAGGCAACUGGAAGAGCUGAAGGGCGCUUCGCAGAAGGAAAUGGAGACGUUGCGCAAGGAAUUGGCAACUACCAAGGCAUCCGCAGAUUCUGGAGCCACCGAACGCCAAGCCGUUGACGAUGACCUGAAGCGGACCCAGGAAGCGCGCGAACAACUCGUUGAACGUGUCUCGCAGCUUGAUGCCGAAAACCGGGUCCUCGUCACCAAGUUGGAAAAGGCGAUGGUGGACUACAAGGAACUGGCUGCCAGAAAUGAUGCCUCCGAGUCAGCGCUGUCCUCUACAGCAGAGAAAUAUCGGACACUUGGUGAACAGAUGACGACCUUCACAACGGCAAUGGAUGAUCUCACGGAACGACUGAUGCAAAUGGGGCUCGACCGAGAAGCCGCCCUGGAGGAAGCAGAGCAGCAGCGAACCGCGGCUGCUAAUUUUAAGGCUCAGAUUGCUUCCGAGAUGGAGAAGCUCACCGGCUCAUUGAACCAAGAAAAAUCGGAGAAAUCGGCGCUUCAGGCUCGUUUGUCGGCUGAUGAAGAGAAACUUGCCGCGCUGUCAGCCGAGCUAGCCAAGUUAGGAGAUUCUUUGAAAGUUGUCGACACGGAGAAGAAGGCGAUCACCGUCGAGCUCGAUCAGGUCAAAAAAGCACGAGACUCGUUCGAGGACGAGGCCAAACGUGUUCAGACGGAAAAUGCACUUUUGAAGGAAUCUUCUGCGGCCCGGGGCGAACAGAAUUCGGUAGCGACCUCUGCCGCGAUGUCUCAGUUGGCCGAAUACUCAGCCAAAAAUGCGGGCUUGCAGAGGGAGAUUGAGGCGCUAACCCAAGAGAAAGCUCGCCUACUCAAGGUGGAACAGUCAAUCGAACAACGAGAAAAGGAGGCAGCCGUCAAAUUCACCCUGCUAUGCGAUAUGGAAGCUGAUUGGGAGCGCGAGAGGGCGAAGUUGAAGAAUAAGAUUGAAGAAUUGGAGAACAAACAGGCCGAAGCUGGAGGUCCUACUUUCAGCUACGCUCCGACCGGCAAUCAAGAUGCCGACUUCCUCAACUCGAUCAUCGCCGAUCUCCAGAAGAAGAACGUGAAUCUUCAGAAAGAAAAUGGAGGAUUACGCGGGCUGCUCGGAAAGUACGACGUGGGCGAUAUUAUAUCCCCGAAGGCGAAGAAGCAGAAGGCGCCACGGGUGUAUUGCGACAUCUGCGAUGUGUUUGAUGCGCACGAAACUGAAGAUUGCCCGACGCAGACUUCAAUGAUCGCUGUCGAUGAAAUGGGUGGAAGCGGUGCUUGGCCCGGAGACCUGGUUAUCAGCCCGGUACCUCCCCAGCCAACGGCUGAACUGAAGCCCCGGGUGUAUUGUGUGCGGUGUCAAGCCUACGGACAUAGCCAGGGCACCGACUGCAAGCCGUUCGCCUCGGCCAAGACCCCGAAGAGCGACUACACCUUC
Messenger RNA from Mesorhabditis spiculigera, 4329 nucleotides. The record is from the annotation of a GenBank genome assembly. Lineage: Eukaryota; Metazoa; Nematoda; Chromadorea; Rhabditida; Rhabditidae.